This is a messenger RNA of Oryzias latipes (Japanese medaka), 5613 nucleotides long. Its product is annotated as potassium voltage-gated channel subfamily KQT member 2. The record is from RefSeq and is a predicted model, not a curated record. Gene Ontology annotation, biological process: potassium ion transmembrane transport. Gene Ontology annotation, molecular function: voltage-gated potassium channel activity. NCBI's taxonomy places the organism in Eukaryota, Metazoa, Chordata, Actinopteri, Beloniformes, Adrianichthyidae. Gene Ontology annotation, cellular component: membrane; voltage-gated potassium channel complex.
AUGCACAUUUUCAUGAUAUUCAAUUUCUUAAAGGGUCUGUACAGGAGUUUUAUGACAACCUAAUUUACUUUUUAGAUGAAUAAAGUCUGUUUGUCCGUCUGUCCCUCCUCCUGGUCUCUGACUGCAUCUUGCUGAUCCUUGACUCCACCCCCUCCCUUGGAUGCCAUGGUUACCGUUCUCAAAGAUCCAGUUACCGUGGUGACAGUCAGCCAUGAUCAAAGAUGCGCAGGUUGGACUAUCUGAUAAAAGAGACUUCUUUCAUUUGCCAAGAAGCCUCCAUGACGCCAAUCCCACUGAAUGAUUGAGGAGAUGAGGUAGAACAGAGGCGACCUUCCGCUCGUCCUGACUGCAACCGUCUUUCUCCUGAGGGUUUCGUCUCCUCCAGCCUUCUCUCCUCUCCUCUCGUCUCCUCCCCUGCUCCGCAGCAGCGAUGCUCCCCUCGUCUCCGCCCCUGCUCGGAGCUCAGUCCGCGGGCCGGCCAUAGGUCUGCAGGUCGCCGCGCUUCUCCUCGUUAUGGUGCAAAAAUCUCGGAACGGGGGGGUGUUCCCCGGACCACAGGCUGACCAGAAAAAGCUGAAGGUUGGCUUCGUGGGUCUGGAGGCGGGAGGCAGCGAGUCGAGCAAGGACGGAGCUCUGCUCAUUGCUGCAGGUGGUGAUGAAGGUCUUCGGCGUCAGCGCAGCAGCGUGUCUGGGGGAAAGAAGCCCCCCAAGCGAAAUGCUCUCUACAGACGACUACAGAACUUCCUUUACAACGUCUUGGAGCGACCCCGAGGAUGGGCGUUCAUCUAUCACGCAUACGUGUUCCUGCUGGUCUUCUCCUGUCUGGUUUUGUCAGUGUUCUCCACCAUCAGAGAGUAUGAGAAGAGCUCAGAAGAUGCCCUCUACAUCCUGGAGGUGGUGACUAUUGUGGUGUUUGGGGUGGAGUACAUGGUGAGAAUCUGGGCAGCAGGCUGCUGCUGUCGCUAUAGGGGAUGGAGGGGACGACUCAAGUUCGCCAGAAAGCCGUUCUGUGUCAUCGACAUCAUGGUUCUGAUCGCAUCCAUCUCAGUUCUGGCUGCGGGGACUCAAGGCAAUGUCUUUGCCACGUCAGCCAUAAGGUCCCUGAGGUUUCUACAAAUUCUUCGGAUGAUCCGGAUGGACCGACGGGGAGGAACAUGGAAACUUUUAGGCUCAGUGGUUUAUGCUCACAGCAAGGAGCUGAUCACAGCCUGGUACAUCGGCUUCCUGUGUCUCAUCCUGGCCAGUUUUCUGGUUUAUUUGGCUGAAAAAGAAGACAAUGAGCAGUUUGAGACCUAUGCAGAUGCCCUCUGGUGGGGUCUGAUCACCUUGACAACCAUUGGCUAUGGAGACAAGUUCCCCAUCACCUGGAAUGGGCGUCUACUGGCUGCAACCUUCACUCUAAUUGGAGUUUCUUUUUUUGCCUUGCCAGCUGGAAUUCUGGGCUCUGGUUUUGCUCUGAAGGUCCAAGAACAGCACAGACAGAAACACUUCGAGAAGAGGCGGAACCCGGCAGCUGGCCUCAUACAGGCCGCUUGGAGGGUUUAUGCCACAAAUCUGACUCGCACUGACCUGACAUCCACCUGGGACUAUUAUGAACGGACAGUGUCUGUCCCCAUGUACAGGCUUAUUCCUCCGCUCAACCAGCUGGACUUAUUAAGAAACCUCAAGAACAAGUCAGGACUGUCUUUCAGGAAGGAUGUCCAGCCUGAACCCUCCCCCAGCCAGAAAGUCAGCCUGAAGGAGAGGGUCUUCUCAUCUCCCCGAAAUUCAGCAACCAAAGGGAAAGGCUCCCCACAGCAUGGGGUCCCUGCAGUUGGUGCCGGUGUCACCCCUGGAGGAGUUGUUGGUCCUGGAUUGCCUGGAGCCCCUGGAACUCCAGGAGGAGUCCAGGCCUUACGGAGAUCCCCCAGCAUGGAGCCCAGCAUGGAGGAGAGUCCCAGUAAGGUUCCAAAGAGCUGGAGCUUUGGAGAACGCAGCAGAACCAGACAAGCAUUCAGGAUUCGAGGGGCAGCAUCUCGGCAGAACUCAGAGGUGCUCAUAGAGAUGCAGGACGAAGAGUUCAGACAGAAGAACUCCCCAGAGGCCAGCCUGCCAGGAGAAGACAUGGCAGAUGACAACAAGAGCUGCCACUGCGAGUUUGUCCCUCAGGAUCUGACGCCGGGGAUAAAGGUCACCAUCAGAGCCAUUUGCAUCAUGCGCUUCAUGGUUUCAAAGAGGAAGUUUAAGGAGAGCCUUCGUCCCUAUGAUGUCAUGGAUGUGAUUGAGCAGUAUUCAGCCGGACACCUGGACAUGCUGGCCCGCAUUAAGAACCUCCAGGCCCGGGUGGAUCAGAUUGUUGGACGAGGAACACCAAUUGCAGCAGACAAGGAUCGGCCUAAAGGAGCUACUGAUGAGUUACCCGAGGACCCGAGCAUGAUGGGACGGCUAGGAAAGGUUGAAAAACAGGUCAUGUCGAUGGAGAGGAAGCUGGACUUCCUGGUAAACAUUUACAUUCAGCGAAUGGGAAUCCCUCAGGCGGAAACUGAUGCUUACUUCGGAUCCAAGGAGCCUGACCCAGCCCCUCCCUACCACAGCCCAGUGGAUCAGCUGGAGAAAAGCCAGUCCAUCUCCAAAAUCAUGCAGGUGUUACCUGGUGACCCCAUGGACAGGACCCUGUUUAUGACAAAGAUGGUGCGCUCCAGCAGUUCCACAGGACACAGAAACUACACAGCUCCAACCUGCCCGCCUUCCACCUCCUGGCAGCCAAUCAGCUCUCAGCUCCACCAGCAAGGCCCUCCCCCUCCAAACUGCAGCCAUGGCAACACUCCGAGUCCCGCGGGGGACCCCUCACUGGUUCGACUGCCCCCUCCUCCUGCUGGAGAAAGACAUGGAAGCCACCGAUCCAACCGACAUGGUCAAGGAGACAGAGGCGGGCCAGAGAGACCAGAGCGGAGAGGGGAGGGCACCAAUGGGAGCGGACCAGGAGCAGGAGGGGAAGAGGGGAAGCCCGACAGCGAUGCUUCCAUCUCCAUCCCGUCGGUGGACAAUGAGGAGCUGGAGCGUUCCUUCAGUGGGUUCUCUAUCUCUCAGUCCAGAGAAAACCUGGACUUUCUGAACAACAGCUUUUAUCCCUCCACCAACUUAGGAGAGCAUCCGGUGGGGGGUGGCGCAGCCCGUUGUCCCAACAUCCGUUCCUAUAUUGCAGAGGGAGAGUCAGACUCCGAUUCUGAGCUGUGUGCUCCCUCUCCGCACUCAGAUCGGGCCUGGAGCAGCACCAAGUAGAUCAAAAAACCACAGGGAGGAACCAGCAGAACCACCAAUCCCAGAUUGCAAAAACAGUACCGGGGGGGGGUGAGGCACAGCCCAGACGGCAGAGCUCAAUCUCAAUCCACAGACGCUUUAAAACAGACGGCAUGAUGGGAAGUGAUGUUUUAUCGUUUUUCCUGUCAAGGGUUGUGGCCCGGCUGCAGAGCCUCUUCUUUAAUGCACAAACACAGAAACCCCCCACUCAUAUUCAUCCAGUCCUGACCUCCUCACUUCUGUGAUUGCUUAAUUGUUGCAUGCACACUACAGUUAUCAUCCACAUGAAUUGUCUGACAGCACCGGGGCAGCAGGUAGGGGUGGAUUUCUAACAUCUGAUUGGUUGUUGGGAUACAAAAUGGCCUGAAUGGUUUCAAGCCCUCAUACUGCAUGUUGGGUGGUCUGGGAUGGGGUAGUGCGGGUCUUCUCUCACAAAAACUUUCUAUUCAAAGUCUCAAACACGACUUUCUUUGUAAAUGUUCCACACUGUCUGCUGUGGAGGAAGAGGAGGCAGAAGAACAGAGCUGCUGACAAGGGAAAGAAGAGAGGAUAAGCAUCGGUUUGCAUGAUCACUGUCAGUUCAUGGUCGACUUUCACUGAAGGAGUUGCAGCUGAACAUUAGAGCAUAAAGUCUGUAGAUGCUUGGAGUUGUGCAUUGAAGCUGGAUCAGGUCUGCUCUCAGAGAUCCUAGUUCACUGUUCACCAGAGUUGGGUAAUUACAAGUUACAUUUACUCAGAUACCUUUACUUGAGUAAUUUUUUUGGGGGAAAAUGUAACUCUUUUAAAUACUUUUAUGACAUCAUAUUUUUUUAAUUACUUGACAUCAUUUACUUCACUACAAUUGACUUUAUUAAUUUACUUACGUUUAAAGAAUUAUUUUAAUUUAUUGUAGGCAUGCAUAAUAGAAUUUAAGGGGAACAGUUAUCUCGCCAACACAGUUUAGCUUUGCUAACCCAGUAAAGAUGCACAGCAAAGUUAAAACAUUAUUAAAUACUUAAAAUUUAUCAUAACUGGGAAAAAGGCAAGAUCGGAUAAAAAAAAAACAUUUGCUUUGUUCAAUCAAUAACGUAGUGAAAUGUCACAAAUUUGUACUGAGCUUCAGUCAAAGCUCUGUUCUUACCAAAUGAACAGUAAAGUAGGGGAGGAUACUUGUUAAAAAUAUUUUUACUUUUUAUUUCAACAUCAGAAAAUCCAAGAAUUUACAGUUAAAUUAAAAAAAUAAUUGCUAAGUCUUUGAGUACCUAGCUUUUUGCUUUUACGAAAGCAGUUAUUCGGAUGACUACUUUUGCUUCUUUUUGAGUAACAUUAUUUUAAAGUAUAGGUGCUUGAAUACAGAUUUUGGAUAGUUUAUCCACAUCUGCUGUUUACACUGCAGACGUGUUUGAUCACAGACUGAAGACUGAUGGAUCGAGAUGCUGAUCUGGUCACUUCACACCUUCAGAGUGCAGCUCUGCUAAACUGACGCCCACCAGUAACCAAGCUGCUGAUCAAUGAGCCUAAUGAAAGGUGAAAUGUUGGGCAUCUGUCCAGAUCCAGCCUGAUCUUUCGUGUGUCUCAGUGAUUUGUUCAACUUAAACCGUGUCUUACAGCUGCCGCUCAAAGUUGAGGCAUAAAAUGUGUGACAAUUGCUUACUAAGACUCUCCUGAGGUUCAUUACAUUUUGAGCCAUAAAAGAGACAUUAGAGUCUGAGCUUUCUCUAGCUGCUCAAAGAUGUUUUCUCACACUUUUUGACCAAUGGAAACUGAAGCCAGAACAAUCAGAUAUGUUUAAUAAACCAGCAACACUGAUGCUGCUGCAGGUGAUCAUGCAGCAUCUGGUUUAGCUCCAGGAAGAAACAACCACAGCUGCACUGAUACGUACUGUUGUCUUUAUUCCAAUGACUGCUGAACUUCUGAGAUCCACUUUAUCUCCAGCCAAGCUGCUCAGAUCCAGAUGGCUUCAGAGUUUUGUCCCCUCUCACUAACUGUGUGUUCCUGAGAAGCAGCUUGUGGUCUCCUUUAUUUACUCCUUUCCUCACUUGUGUCACCACUUUCUACAGCGCACACACAGUUAUCAGCCUGAUAACAAUUACGGAUGAAAGAAAAAAGCUUUAGUUGCUCCGCAGAUGAAUGAUUGCUGGAGAUGUGUCUUGUUCUUGUCCAAUGUAACCGGCUGAAGUGAAACCUAACCGGCUGCAGGUGUGAGCGGUUCUGGUUGUGAGGGUCCAGCCUCCAGCAUGCAGCUCUUAAAAAACAUGAGAAGCCAGAAAAACCUGUUCACUGUUUCUUUACUCAGAUUUCAAUAAAACCGUCACAGAUUCGAAAUAAAUUUAUUGAAUGUUUGGUUCUGCUUGA